AUGUGGAAAAGCGCUCUUGCCCAAGUAGGCAACCGCGCCGGCAAGACGCUGCCACGCCCAGCGCCCCAUACGUUGCCGAACGAGGUAGCAGCCGAGCUUCGCAAUUCGCGCGUCUAUUCCGGAAACCGCACGGACCCGCUGUUUUCCCCUAAAGCCGACGCCCUUUGCGAUUCACGCACUGAUUACCUCACACAUCUUCAGAGCAGCAGUCUUUACUCCUCCCUCUCAACAUUGACACCAGUUGUGUGCACCACCGAUGAGAACGACACUCUCUUACGAAGUGCAGAGAGGCUCUCGUUUCUCCAUGCCCAGGAGGCCUUUUGCGCCUUGAUCAAAGCAGGAGAGGCGCAAAGCGCACUUCAGCUGACAACGUUUUGGAAGUACCGGAGGCCAAAGCGCUUAAGAGUGGCCCGUGCGAAGGUGAGGCAGGAGCUUGUUCGCACAAUUCGCGCCUUGGAGGAGCUGAAAGACACCUCGACAAUGAAGGCGCUGAUUGAAGUCAUAAGCUCAGCCCUCAAGGAGCAGCAGCUUGCCCGCAAAUCUUCGUUGCAAGCGGUGUCACUAACACACAGCGACGUCUGCUCACCAUUCAUUGAAUACAAGCUUUUUGAGCCCCUCGGUUCGACAGCAACCGCACACAUCCUCGUCUGCGCCGCGGAAGCCGCAUGCCGACUCGGUGAUGGAGAAGGAAUGUCUGUCUUGGAAAAGCUAGCCAUUUUGGACAAGUGUGCCCAUGUCAGCGCCACUAAGGCUGGGACAGCCCGCCUACCGUAUCAGCUGUACCGUUUGCUUGAGGCGUGGACAGCUGAAAGAGUGUUGGAUACAAAACUUGUUGGACACGUCUGCCCCAACCUGCCCUCCAAGCUGGUGCAUCCUUCUCACUACACUACCUUAGACAUCCUCUCUCUCAGCGCCAAGGAGGCACGUUACAUUCAAAGGAACUGGGUUUCGCGGGGCCUUUUUCAACCCUACUCGGACAAGCUGAGUCAGCUCUCAACAUGGAGUGGCAUGGUGAGUCGGCUGCUGGCUAGCUCAAAGGCGUUACAAGCUGUUGAGGCAAAGUGCUUACUAGUAGCCCUGAUGUGCGGCCCUGUAACACGUGCAACCACGCUCGACAGCCGCGCCAUUACUGCUGCUCGGAAGAGUAUUGUGAGACUUCUCCGUAGCUCACAGCCUGGCGUCCGCCGUCAUGCUGCCGCAAGUCUACUGAAGAAACGGCACCUUUUCGCGCCAUUGCGAAUAUCACCUCCAACAACGGCAUACGUUUACCUUCAGUCUUUCCAUUCUAAAAGUGCGGUGGACCCGACGCUCUGUAAAAUCUGCGCAGCGCUUUUUUUCCGAAUGUGCCGCGCCGGUCAGUACGUGGGCGCGGCACGGGUGGUAUGGAAUCAUCUCUCUGUUGAAUGCUCCGCCACCGCGGGACUCUUCAAGAGAAAUACGAUGGUGGUGGAACUUGCGGCAGUGGCAAUGAGUCAGGCAAUGCGUGAGGCGUGCGCCAAGAAGUAUGGUCAGAGUUGGAUGGGGUAUCGCUCCCUGGCAUUACUGCGUACAGCCGCCUCCACUUCUCAGCACGUUACCGUGAUGCACUGCGUUCCCGUGUGUGUCGGCGCGCUCGAAUGCGGCGUCCCUUUUGCGGCCGUGAGUGAGGCACUUUCACAUAUCUUUAGCGACGAUGCCGCGCAGAAAGCGUGGGCACUCAAUCUGGUACGAUUAUGCUCCGAUGCAGAGAUGACACCGACACAGGUGAAGGCAAACCGUUGCGGGAUCGCCACUGAUGUUGCCUCCUAUCUGGCGCAAGCGUGUCGCGUUCAGGGGAAUAAAGACGGGAAGGCAACACUACAGACGCCUUCGCGGAGCAAACAGCUCGCCUUGUGGACAACACUGACGGCGCCGGACUCGAACCCUCGCUUGAAUGCGCUGAUGACGGCUGUCUAUUUGGAUGGCAGCGCCCGCGACUCCAUCCUUGAGUGCACGUGGUGUCAUCGACAGUCGCAGAACACGCGGGUUUUCUCUCAGAAGGAACGCGCAACCAAAACGCCGCUUUCAGACAUUUGGUAUUGGGAGGUUGCGGCUGCCAUGGCUUCGAACUGCUCCAGCGUUGAGAGCCUCACAUCAUUUCUGAAGUGCCUGAACCACCGAAAACCGCGUGGCACCUCGUGCACUGGCGAAAACGCAGAUAAUGUUGCCGCACUCCUGUGUAGUGAGCUGGAUGCUGACCACUGCACUUCUGUGGCCUCUCUAGGGCAGUACCACCAUUUUCAGUCUUCAGCGAGCGCAUAG
Leishmania braziliensis MHOM/BR/75/M2904 is the source of this 2280-nucleotide messenger RNA. RefSeq lists its product as hypothetical. NCBI's taxonomy places the organism in Eukaryota, Euglenozoa, Kinetoplastea, Trypanosomatida, Trypanosomatidae. The transcript has a single exon. The record is from RefSeq and is a predicted model, not a curated record. Bases 1 to 2280 code for a protein of 759 amino acids.